UAAAUCUCAAUUUUAUUAUUAAACAGUUGACAGUUCACGUUUGACUCUUGUUCUCAAUAUUCAUUCUUCUUAGGAUGAGUUGCUGCUGUGGAAUUGGGUGUUGGUUGUUGACCACUGGUUUAGUGGUACUACUGGGUUUAAUAUUUUCCAAAAAAGACCCACCAAAAAUUGCUGGGGUUUAUUCUCGCCCAGGAAAACUGUACUGGUUGAAGGCCGUCGUGUUUUACUUACUUAUCAAGUUAAGAAAGUGGAAAGAUGCCCGAGCAGUAAAGCAACAAUCUCGAGAUCACACAAGGUUGGACACAUACAAUUCUGGGUAUGGAACCAAGUCAAAAUCCAAUCCGGAUGAUAUGGAAAAAGUCCAAAAGUUGUCGACCCAUUUUCAAGCUAUCGAUGCAAUCUACUUCAACGGAGCUAAUUCUCAGGGUUUCUCUAUUGUGACGGGUACUGCAAGAAGACCGCAUGGCGUGGUCAACGGUUUCUUCAUUGUCAGAAUUCCUGAAUUGGGAUAUCUCGUCAGCCCGAAAUUUCCCGAUUCUUUAACUUUUGGUGGAACAGAGGAAUUUUAUGGUGCGGAAGGAUUUCGUUAUGAACCCGUCGUGCCAAUGAAACAAUGGAAAUUGGAGUAUAAAGGAGAAUUAAAAUUUUUGGAAAGCGGAAAGAAAGUCAAAGUCAAUUUUAAAGCGGAUUGGAAAUCUGAGCUGGAUUAUUUUGACUUUGACAACAUGAUCCCAACCUGGACCAUGGCGAGAGCUAUGUCGCUUGAAAGAUGGAGUCAAGAAUAUUUCCAAACGCUUAAAGAAGCACAUCAAACUCAUUACGAGCAGCAUGGUGAUUUGAUCGGAGAAAUUGAGGUUGAUGGAAAAAAGUACGAACUUAAAAUGCCUUCAAUGCGAGAUCACAGCUAUGGGAUUAAGCGAAACUGGAAGUUACUUCACCGCUAUAAUAUGCACAUGUUUUCCUUGGAGGACGGAAGACGGUUUGACAUUGGUAACGUUUGUCAUCCGUGUGUGACGUCAAGAUUGGAAACCGGAUACAUGUAUGAUCACGAUGGUUCACUUUACGCCUUGGAAAAAGUUGACCAUUCUCUUCAUGAUCACGGCGAAUUGGGUGAUCCACCAAAAGAUUAUGGAAUGAUGGUCAAGGCGACAAAUGGGCACACGUACUACGUCCAGGUGAAAGUACUAGAGUCGCUAGAAUUGCAUAUUGGAUGGGAGUGGGAAGCCAAAAUUGUGGAGCGUCGAUGCAAGUUUGUUGUGGAUGGGGUUGAGGGGUACGGAAUAUCUGAAUGCAUGUACCGUCAUACUACCGGGCGCCCGGAAGAGUUUGCAAAAACUGACCCCGAAUGGGUCAAGGAUGUCAAAACUGUUUAAAAAUGAGUUGUGAAAUACAGAAUAAAGAAUUUAAAUGAUGAGAUACAUA
Molecule: messenger RNA, 1422 nt
Organism: Folsomia candida
Lineage: Eukaryota; Metazoa; Arthropoda; Collembola; Entomobryomorpha; Isotomidae
Exons: 9
Coding region: 75-1373 (432 amino acids)
Source: RefSeq, a predicted model, not a curated record